CGAAAUUUCAGUAGUGAUUUCAUGUUAAUCAACUUAUAAAAUUUAUUCAGAAAAGAUAAAAAUCAAGAUGAAAUUCUUCAUUGCGUUCGCUGCCCUCAUCGCAGGCAUUAGUGCUGUACCAUAUCCGGCCGCCCAUCCAAUCGAUUUUACUAACGAGCGUUUGGUGACUGGUGCCAUAGAAGACGCCAUCAAAGAUGUGAGCCAAUCCAUCAAGGACGCUGGUCUGGACCCCUUCCACAUCAAGAGAGAAGACUUCAGCUACGAACUCCCAGUACCCGUGCUCUUCAAGCUCGAAGCCUUCAUUGAGGAAGUUCUGAGCACUGGUCUCAGUAACAUCAAGAUCAACAGAUUGAACUACAGCGUCCUCCUCUCUCGCCUCCAAUUCGACCUUGAGCUGCCUCUUAUACACUUUUCUCUUGGCGACGCUAAAUCUGACGCAGUUGUCUUCAGCACGGACCAUGGCUUUGCUGGCUCAGGAAGUGUCAACAUUGAGAGAAUCCGUUUUGUCGGUGAGGUCAGAGUCAACGUUGGUAUCAUCUCUGGUAUCUCAAUCCGUAGCCUCACCAUCAACUUCACCCUCAACGACAUUAAAUCUGAUGCCAAAGUGAUCCUCUUCGGCAAGGACUACUCAGAUGACUUCAACAACUUUGUCGGUGGAGUUAUUCCUAACACCAUCAAGGCUCAUUACAAAGAAAUCAACAAUCUAUUGGAGAUUGUGCUGUUAGACCUCAUCAACGAAAACUUGUAGAGUGACUUAGUACACUCUAGCAUAGCUUCACGGACUGUAAUAUACUCAUAGUGUUAAUGGUACAAGAUCUAUUUUAUAAUCUACAUUAUGCAUUGUUUUAUGAAUAAAUGUUUUUGUAAGUUA
Molecule: messenger RNA, 871 nt
Organism: Spodoptera frugiperda (fall armyworm)
Lineage: Eukaryota; Metazoa; Arthropoda; Insecta; Lepidoptera; Noctuidae
Exons: 8
Coding region: 68-748 (226 amino acids)
Source: RefSeq, a predicted model, not a curated record